Messenger RNA from Desarmillaria tabescens, 2278 nucleotides. RefSeq lists its product as uncharacterized. The transcript is spliced from 5 exons. The annotation marks the transcript as partial. The record is from RefSeq and is a predicted model, not a curated record. Lineage: Eukaryota; Fungi; Basidiomycota; Agaricomycetes; Agaricales; Physalacriaceae.
AUGUCAAAAUCAACGCGCCGUAGUCAGCGUCAGGCAGGCCCUUCCGCUGCGUCCACGCCUUCUAGAAAUGUGUUCUCCGGAGAAGACGCCCUGGAAUUCCUCUUCAACUAUCGGCCUAAAUUUAUCAAACCGGAGGGUUUUGAGGGCAGUGAGGGCACCCGCGAUCCUGCGCAGUACGACAUGCAUAUGCAUUCCCAGUUACUUCUCAAAGACGUCGUACUUUUCCCGGACAUGCUCCAGCAACUAGCUGGCGUCGUUGACUCCAAGCUCCGCCCUUCGACUGGAAGCACUAGAAAUCUACCUCAAGUGCCCGGUUCCGAUGAUCUCUAUCCACAACGUGUUCGCCUACGUUUGGGGGCAAACGGAGGCUUCACAAUAGGCCCCGAGGCCGAUCUUCAGCGCGAAUAUCGUCACCUACAGAAGCUCUCCUCCCUGGUUGCCUCGACUCUAUUCGCUGGUCUUGAUCAAUGGUCAAGCAUUUUCCGAUACAGUGAUAACCCUAUAUCCAUGAUGCCUUGCGCUCUGGCGGAUGGAUAUCUCUCGCUUGACAAAGAUGCCAUAGCAAAGGCCAAACUUCCCAAAGGUCUCGACAGUGAUAUUCAGCUCGUCAUUGAGAUGGGCUUGUCUGACUUCCUGUUCUGGGAGUUCAAGAGUAUGAACGCAGGGAGAGAAGGAGUUAUGCGGGCUAUCAGUCAUUUGGCCGGAUCAGAGUUUCCUUGGGUUCGCUGCCCUACAAUCCGGAGUUGUCCGGGUGGACGGUUUUGCAAGAAGCCGAAUAACAGGUUCCAGUUCACCGUCACGGGCCAUAAAACGGGCAUGGAUGGAGGUAUCUUGGAGGAUGCCAAAGGCGUCAAAUCUGGUGUCUCCAACAGAAGUAUGUUCAGGUUUGAUAAAUCUAAUAUCGAUUUCUCUGUAGCCUCCGCGCCAAACACAAGCGAAUGGAAGUUCAAAAGUGGUGAAAGAAAAACACCGAAGAGGACCAAAAGGAAACCAAAGUUAGGUGAUGGAUCAGAUGAAGUCGAGGGAGGCAAUAGUGAAGAUGAAUGUGAAGCCAGUGGAGGUGUCGAUGACGGUUCUGGGCAUAGGCUUUCGUUUAACAAAGGCGACUUCACAAAGGCGUUGAAAAUUAUCCAACAGGUAUGGGCCGAAGCUGUCAACGUCGAUGCAACUUUCAUGGUUUUGAAUGCCGGGAGCCGAGAAUUCAUUGGCAUACGGGAUCGAAAAUUGCAACGUCUCUACCUGUCGCCGCUUAUAGAUCUAGACGACCCCAGUAGUCUCCCAGCAGGUUACUUCAAGAUCCAUACUGGCCUACAAAUUGCGGCGCUCCACGAUGUGAUUCUUCGUGCGAAACGGUUGAAAGCGCUCUCACGCCUUCCCAAGCUUUACACACUCGAAUAUGGCCGCGGAGAACCAUAUCAAGACAAGGCGCCAAACACCGCAAAGACGCCGAAGCCUUCCGAGUCUGCGACGACUCCAAAGGAAGCAAAAGCCGAGAUUUCGGCCCACGCCAAUGAGGAUAACGACGACUAUUGCUCAGGAAGCGAAAUAACUUUAACUCCAGAGGAGCAACAGCUUUUCCAGCGACUGCGAGAAGCAGACUCCUUGAAGAUUUCAUGGAAAACGUAUAUCGAACGUUUGGGACCAGCGAGCAGUAUGACAGUAACACGAUCAAAUGCAAGUCCUCCGAACGACACAGAAAUGGAAGUGCAUGUGAUGGAUCAUUAUUCGAAAAGCACUCAUUCCUAUUAUUGUUACGUCGACAAUGGUCAAACUGCCGUACGGGGAAUCGUUAUCAAGUUCAGUCGACUUAGGCAAGAAAGAAUCGGCCUUCGGAAUGAAUUCGAUAUGUAUACCAAAUUGCGGAAGAUAGGAACCAUCGCUCAAAGCCUUGGUAUACCCCAAUAUUUUGGACUCUACAAGCACCGGGACAGUACGGUUCUCGUGCUUUUGGAUAGUGGCGAUUCGGUUCCCGCAAAAUUCAAAAACCGUACUCCCAAUGAUGUCUAUUCUCAGGUUCAAAAAGCGGUCCAAACAAUGCACUCUAUAAGGAUCACUCACGGAAGCCUUACUCCGGAGAAUAUUCUUGUCACAAGGAAUGGGCGAGAAAAGAAGAGCCAGUGGAACAUCCACAUGAUUAGCUGGAAAAAUGCUUGCGACCAUCGACUCUUGUCGGCAAGAAAGAAUAGCCUUGUAAAGGAAAGAUCGGAAGGGCCAUGGAGACUGAGCAGUCGAUCCAAGGUUCUUACUCCGUCCUUAUCUAAGAUAGAUGAAACCGGCG